AGUUCAUGUAGGUUCGCUAAAGACUACUCUUUGGACAAGUUGAUAUCAAGUUCAGACGAAAGACAUUCAUUCAUCAAUGAUGUAUUGUAUUGGGAAGGAAAUUUCCAUCAACACCUUAUUGGAGUCAAUACACUAUCUGGAUAUACUUAUGAUGGUCACGCAAUCAAUUAUACAACUGGUGAACUUGCUGCACCUUUGCAUAAUUUCAGUGCACCAUCAAAGGAGUCAAUACAUCUUGGAAUGUUGGCAUUGGCCUUGUUAGACAAGACGUCAACAGGCUUUGAUGCAUCAAUAUUCUUUCACGUCCCACUCAAUGGAACCAGUGGCGGUGGCAGUCCAUUGGACAACAUCAUCACCAUCCUCACCAACAAGAUCACCACCUACGAGGCAUUCAACAAGCAGUUCCCAGGAUAUGGUGGCUUCAUGCCUUGGGUUGGAGUGAAUGACACUGGUGUCUACCCUUUGCCCGGUGCAUGGUCGAUCAGUGUACCAGGUCUGGACAAUGGUGAGAUGAUCUGGGGUAUGUAUGCGGUAGUCCAAGCACUUGAAAUGAAGGCUGCUUCCAGCGCUGGUUCAUCAUCACAAUCAGUGUAUACUGAGUUGGCUCAGAGAUACCAAGCCUACCUUGACCUUCUGGCCAACAAUGCCAAGAUGAUCUUCUACACUCAACCCGGCUACAUCAACUCUGUCACACACAUCAAUGACAUCUACUCUCAGCCAACUCCAUCAAACUAUGCCAACAAUUGCAAUUGCUUCCUUGAUGACCCAUAUGAGGGCGAGAUGUUGACUGUGUUCAUGGACCUGUUCUGUGAAUGGGCCAAUGACACUGAACGUGACCAAUUAUGGGUCAACAAGAGACCGUUGCUGCAGAGCACUACUUUCCAGGCACCAGAGGGCGAGAUAACAGUGCAGCGAGGAUGGUGGUUCUCCAGCCAUGAGCAAUGGAAGUACUUGAUGCUUCCCUAUCAAGACGUGGACAUCAACCGACGUGUGUUUGAGAAUGGCGAGCGUGCAAGAACAUCAUUCUCCUCAAUGCAUGGAUAUCCUGGACUGUUUGCAUCAUGCAACAACAUCUCAUCAGUAGACUCUUAUGUGUACAACUACUUCUCGGCCAAUGGAAUCCAAGAGAUUGCAUUCGAGACUGUGUUGUCCAAUGAUGUGAUGACUCCAUAUGGUUCAUUCCCACUAUUCCUCGUGCAAGACGUUGAUCUCUUACAUGGAACUGCAUGGUAUUACAACAUGAUCAGUGCGCCAGCCAUGCAGAACCAAUACGGUUCCACUGAAGCCGGUAACAAUCAAGGAAGUGAGAUAAGUCCACUCGUCACAUGGGAUUCAAAGAGU
Messenger RNA from Acytostelium subglobosum LB1, 1341 nucleotides. RefSeq lists its product as hypothetical. The record is from RefSeq and is a predicted model, not a curated record. The annotation marks the transcript as partial. NCBI's taxonomy places the organism in Eukaryota, Evosea, Eumycetozoa, Acytosteliales, Acytosteliaceae. The transcript is spliced from 3 exons.